UAGGCUUAACAUGGAGUCUUCACAUGUUCUUUGUAACCCUAAUACUCCACUUGCUGCUGCUUCUUCUUCGUCUUCUUGUAAAAAUAAGCACACUGGUAAUGAUAUUGAGCCACUCGAUCUUUUUCCUGGCUCCACUAGUUAUAGUUCUAUUGAGCCUAUGCCAUUGUUAAGCUCUUUAAUCAGCUCUGAAGAACACGCACUCAGUAGUGAAAACCCUAAUGGAGAAAAAGAGGAUGUUACUGUGGCGUUACACAUUGGCCUUUCAGAUUAUUAUUGUCAAAGCUCAAUUUCAAAUACUAAAGUUAAUGCCAAUGGAGCUGCUAAACAAUAUUGGAUACCAACUCCUGAACAAAUACUCAUUGGUUUCACUCAUUUUUCUUGCCAUGUCUGCUUUAAGACCUUCAACCGCUACAACAAUCUUCAGAUGCAUAUGUGGGGUCAUGGAUCCCAGUAUAGAAGAGGACCCGAUUCUUUGAAGGGAACACAGCCACGAGCCAUGCUAGGGAUUCCAUGUUACUGCUGUGCAGAAGGGUGCAAGAACAACAUACAAAACCCAAGAGCUAAGCCUCUUAAAGAUUUUCGAACAUUGCAAACUCAUUACAAAAGGAAACAUGGACAUAAACCAUUUAUGUGUAGAAAAUGUGGCAAGUUUUUGGCUGUGAAAGGUGAUUGGAGAACCCAUGAGAAAAACUGUGGCAAACGUUGGCUUUGUAUUUGUGGUUCGGAUUUUAAGCACAAGAGAUCACUCAAAGAUCAUAUUAAGGCAUUUGGCUCUUCUGGUCAUGCCCCUUUUCCUCCUCCAUCAUCAUCGUUUGAAGGCUUUGGGCUAUUAAUUUGAUGGGGAAAUUCUUACCUAAACCCGGUUCAUGAGAAAUUCAUGGACCAAGCCAAUCAAAUGCUAGAAAUAUAACGUAUUUUUCUCUCACUUCACAUUUUGCUAGCAUUUGAUUGGUUUGGUCCAUAAAUUUCACAUGAACUGGAUCUAGGUUAGAAUCUCCCUAUUUGAUGAUCCCUUUUAUCUUUUGUUUAGGAAACAUGCAUCAAUUUGGAGGCUAUGUCAUGUAUUGUUGCCCUAUAUUA
Molecule: messenger RNA, 1080 nt
Organism: Mercurialis annua (annual mercury)
Lineage: Eukaryota; Viridiplantae; Streptophyta; Magnoliopsida; Malpighiales; Euphorbiaceae
Product: protein TRANSPARENT TESTA 1-like
Exons: 2
Coding region: 11-838 (275 amino acids)
Biological process (GO): anatomical structure development; regulation of gene expression
Cellular component (GO): nucleus
Molecular function (GO): DNA-binding transcription factor activity
Source: RefSeq, a predicted model, not a curated record